CCUGGACCUGACUGUCCCAUUCUAAAGCUUUUCUGACAGCCACAGUUGGUGCCUAAACCUGAAAGAAUGGCUUCAGAUGGAGCAUCUCCAUUGCCAGGACCUGAUAUGACCAUGAAACCUGGUGCCACCCUGUCUCCUUUUACUGCACUUCCCUUUCCCUCAUCUACUCCUGGCCCACCAGACCAACCACCCUGGGAGCCACCUCCACAGGCCCCCAUGCCUCCAGCAUUCUCUCCAGGCAACCCACUUGUGCUCUCUGCUUUCCCCAGCCCAUUGUUGGUGACAGGGGAUGGGGGCCCUUGCCCUAGUGGAGCUGGGGCUGGCAAGGUCAUUGUCAAAGUUAAGACAGAAGGAGGACCAGCUGAGCCCUCUCAAACUCAGAACUUUUUCCUUACUCAGACGGCCCUCAAUUGGAUUGCCUCAGGUGCUCCCUGCGGGGGUCCUGAGGAUCCUCCACCUCUAUUUGUGACAGCCUCUAACAUGAAGACCAUUUUGCCCACAAAGGCUGUUGGGACCCCCCCUCAGGUUUCACCACCAGUUGCCCAACUGGCCCCUAUUGUGCCUUUGGAAAAGGCUUGGCCAGGACUACAUGGCACCACCGGGGAAGGAGGCCUUGCAGCCAUCCAAUCGAAGCCCUCACUGGGUGACCUCUCCUAUACUUCCAAGGGUGUUUAUGAGAACUUCCGUCGCUGGCAGCGUUACAAAGCUUUGGCCCGGAGGCAUUUCCCCCAAAGUCCUGAUGCAGAAGCUCUUUCUUGCUUUCUUAUCCCAGUGCUUCGUUCCCUGGCCCGACUGAAGCCUACCAUGACCCUGGAGGAGGGACUGCCGAGGGCUGUGCAGGAGUGGGAGCGAACCAGCAACUUUGACCGGAUGAUCUUUUAUGAGAUGGCAGAAAAGUUCAUGGAGUUUGAGGCUGAGGAGGAGAUGCAGCUUCAGAAUUCACAGCUAACCAAUGGGUCUCAGGGCCUGUCUCCUGCAGCCUCUUUGAAACUUGAUCCUCCAGGGCCCCUGACCCCUGAGGUUUGCCAGCAGUCAGUGUACAUUCCAAAGAAGGCAGCCUCCAAGGCACGGGCUCCCCGCAGGCGUCAGCGCAAACCCCAGAGGCCUCCAGUUCCUGAGGCCCCCAAGGAGAUCCCACCAGAAGCUGUGAAGGAGUAUGCUGACAUCAUGGAAGGGCUGGUGGGGAGUCACUCGGCCACUGGGGAGCCAGAAGGAAAGCAGGAAGAGGAAGAAGAGCAGCAGCAGGAGGAGGAAGGAAUGUACCCAGACUCAGGUCUCCUAAGCUACAUCGAAGACCUGUGUUCUCAGGAGAUCUUUGUCUCCAAGGUGGAGGCCGUCAUUCACCCUCAAUUUCUGGCAGAUCUGCUGUCCCCAGAACAACAGAGGGAUCCCUUGGCCUUAAUUGAAGAGCUGGAACAAGAAGAAGGACUUACUCUUGCCCAACUAGUCCAGAAGCGACUCCUGGCCUUGGAAGAGGAGGAGGAUGCGGAGGCACCUCCAAGUUGCAGUGGAGCUCAAUCCGACUCAAGUCCUUCUGUUUCUGAUGAGGACGAAGAUGGGGGUGGGCGGCUUCGGCCCUUGCCUGGGCCUCGGGGGCCUGGGGGCACUGUUCGCCUGGGAAAGGCUUCUUCUCUGGGAAAACGGGCAAGAGAAGUGCACAGUGGGCGGGAGCGAGCCCUAGAUGGCCCGAGGGGGUUGCGCACAGAUGGGAACACUUUGCCACCCCCCAGGAGCUGGGACCUGCCACUAGACCGUGCAACUCCUCAGGGAACUCAGGGACCCUUGGGUAUGGAGAGAAGAGGGUCUGGGAAGGUUAUAAACCAGAUAUCUUCAUAUCAGGAUAGUCACCUGGGAGGUGCUGGGUCCCCUGGGCUGUGCCUGGGAGUUGAUGGAACUUCGGAUGCUCUGCCCCUUUCCUGGCAGGAAGACUCUCAGUGUGAGAGAACUCCCAGCUUGGAUGCUGGACUUGCAGAGCCAGCUGGACUGCAAGGACAGGGGCUAGAAAGUCAGGUCCUGGGGCUGCCAACAGGACAAAAGAUGGGGGGUCUUGGAGUGCUUCCUCAAGGGCAGGAGCCUUUAGCAGUGCCCCAGGAAGACGGUUCAGGAGCAGCAUGGGGAGAUGGCAAUGGUCUUCCCAUGGCUCCAAGUUACAAUCAGAACCCUUCCCCUAGAGCAGCUGGGGACAGGGAUGGCUCCUCUCUCAGCCCAGAACUUUGGCUGAGCAGUGAGAUGGAUGGUGUAAACUUGGAAUUGCCAAUACAGAUUGAAGAGGUCCUAGAGAGUUUCCAAGAUGGGAAACGUGUAACUGAGCCCGAGGGAGGCUGCCAGGCACUGGGUUCCAGAAAUAACAUUACUCCAGGUCCUGGAGAAACCAUAGCCCCUGGGGAUGAGGAGAGCAGCGUGAAUUCCUAUGGAAGCACAGAUGCCAUAGCUGCCCUAGAAAAGAGAAACUACUGCACCUUGCCAGGUCCUCAAAGGGCAAACAGCCCAGACCUGAGCCCUAAAGAAAACAGAGAACAAAGUCCUGAGACCUUACGGGAUCCCAGUGAUCUGUGGGCUAAAGGUUGCUCCCCAUUGCUGGAAAGUAGAACUGGGGCCUCCACACUGGGAUCUUCUAAAGAAACCCUCCUGCCUCUUGUCCAAGGUGAUCUCCUUAUCCUGGGGACCCAGGAUGGUUCUCCCUUCCCUGAGGCUAGCCAAGAGGCAGAGAGCAGGGGCACCUCCUUUUCUCCUCUGGUGGCAACAGAACACAGCAGCACACUAGAUGUUAGAGAUGAUCGUGGACUCCAGCUAGGGGUCAGCGAGGAUACUUGCCUGCCAAAUUUUAAUUCUUAUGACCUUCAAGGAGAGGGCAGGGAGGAUGCUGAUCUUUCCAAGCCUAAAGAUAAUGUUCCUUUAGAUGGGCGUCAAGAGUCUUAUGCACUUGAAACCCCCAAAACAAUAUCUUCUCACCAGGACCAGGGGAGCACUUUCCCUACACAGGAAACCAAGGAUGCCUUAGUUCUGAGAGAAAACCCUCCUGUUAGUGAGAUAUGUAGCUCAGCAGAUGGGGCCAAGGAAGAGGAGAAGCAGGAGGAAGAGGACGAGGAAGAUGAGGAACUCUCCAACUUUGCCUACCUCUUGGCAUCUAAACUUAGCCUGUCCCCAAAGCAGCUUCCUCUCGGUACCCACCUCCUCUGUCCUGAGGCAAGAGGCCUCAGCCAACCUCCAUAUCCUGUUGUCAAGUCUGGGAAGCGAGUUCUAGCUAAAGGUCUGGCCCCUGCUGAAAAGAAAUCCCACUCAGGAGUUCAACUCGGGGUCUCUGGGGAGAAAACCCUGGCUCUGGGAGUGGUUCGGCCCUCACAGCCUCGUAAAAGGCGGCGUGACAGUUUUGUCACAGGCAGAAGGAAGAAACGACGUCGUAGCCAGUAG
Otolemur garnettii (small-eared galago) is the source of this 3411-nucleotide messenger RNA. RefSeq names its product NUT midline carcinoma family member 1 (gene NUTM1). The transcript has 7 exons. The record is from RefSeq and is a predicted model, not a curated record. The coding region runs from base 67 to 3411 and encodes 1114 amino acids. NCBI's taxonomy places the organism in Eukaryota, Metazoa, Chordata, Mammalia, Primates, Galagidae.